Coregonus clupeaformis (lake whitefish) is the source of this 1415-nucleotide messenger RNA. Its product is annotated as septin-4. The coding region runs from base 269 to 1336 and encodes 355 amino acids. Gene Ontology annotation, molecular function: GTPase activity; molecular adaptor activity; GTP binding. The record is from RefSeq and is a predicted model, not a curated record. Lineage: Eukaryota; Metazoa; Chordata; Actinopteri; Salmoniformes; Salmonidae. Gene Ontology annotation, cellular component: microtubule cytoskeleton; cell division site; septin complex. Gene Ontology annotation, biological process: cytoskeleton-dependent cytokinesis; regulation of exocytosis. The transcript has 12 exons.
UGUUACAGCGCGUGUUUACGGAAGACCUAGUGCUAAUUAGCUAUCUAGAAUGCCCUGAACACCUGUGUAAGGGAAGAAGGCUACCAAAACGUGUUCUCAUUGAAAAAUACUUUCGGCUGCAACUGUGAUAAAGCUGGUUAAAACACUGUACAAUGGAGAGUUCUCCAGCCUGACUAUAGAUGAAACAGGGAACUUGAGUCUGGAGAGUUUCCUCAGGGAGUUUCCCCAGGACAGUUACAGCUGUCCCUCCCACCAGAGCACAGGGUCGAUGUCCAGAAACUUCUGUUACUCCUCCCCUCUCCCGGAACACCGCUACCUGGCCACACCCUCCAGCUGGACCUCUGACCGCCCCCCACGACCCAAGAGCCCCUGGGGCUGCCUAGACCCCUACACCACUGAGGACCAGGACAGGGAGUAUGUGGGCUUUGCUACUCUACCCAACCAGGUACACAGGAAGUCAGUGAAGAAGGGAUUUGAGUUCACUCUGAUGGUGGUUGGAGAGUCUGGUCUGGGUAAAUCUACACUAGUCAACAGUCUGUUCCUCACAGACCUCUACAAGGACAGGAAGGUGCUGAAUGCAGAGGAGAGACUGGCUCAGACUGUGGGCAUCACUAAGAACACAGUGUGCAUCGAAGAAAAGGGAGUGAAACUCAAACUCAACAUAGUGGACACACAAGGCUAUGGAGAUACCAUCAACAGUACAGACAGCUAUAAGUGUGUGUCAGACUACAUUGACUGUCAGUUUGAGCAGUACCGCAGGGAUGAAAUCGGUCUGGACAGAAAGAACAUCCAGGAUAACAGAGUCCACUGCUGCCUCUACUUCAUCUCUCCCUUCGGACACGGUCUGCGGCCGUUGGAUGUAGAGUGUAUGAGGGCUCUGCAGGACAAGGUCAACAUCAUCCCUGUUGUGGCCAAAUCUGAUGGUCUCACUUAUGAUGAGGUCAAGAAGAAGAAGAUCAGGAUCCUAAGUGAGAUAGAUAAGUACAGGUUAAAAAUCUACCAGUUCCCAGACUGUGACUCUGAUGAGGAUGAGGAGUUCAGGAGGCAGGACAUGGAGCUCAAGAGGAGUGUUCCGUUUGCAGUGAUCGGCAGUAACAUGAUGGUGGAUGUUAAUGGUCGGAGGAUCCGCGCCCGUCUCUACCCCUGGGGCGUGGUGGAAGUGGAGAACCCGUAUCACAGUGACUUUGUCCACCUGAGGAACAUGUUGGUGAGGACUCAUAUGCAGGACCUGAAGGACAUGACCCAUGACACACACUACGAGAGUUACAGAGCACAGUUGCUGUGCAAGAGCCAACACACUGACGUGGAUUAUGACUUCUGCCACACCACAAUCUAAUCCAGGAGGCCUUUGGUGUAAAACAAAAGAUGAUACAGUGCUUUCACCACUACUGGAAUAAAGUCACAAGCUAAAUGUA